CCAUUGCAGUACCUGUCUACGCCACGAAUGGAGCUAGAAGCUGCUGUUCUAGGCGCGCGGCUGAUGAAGUCAAUCUGCGAUAGUCAUUCUGUUCCUGUUUUGAAGUGGUUCCUGUGGUGCGAUUCGUAUACUGUUGUGUCGUGGGUGAAGUCCGACCAACGAAGGUACAAACCUUUCGUUGCCCACCGAAUCGGAGAGAUUCUCAGCAUCACAAACCCUGAAGAUUGGCGCUGGGUAGGUACGAAGGACAAUCCAGCAGACGACCUAACGAAAUGGGGAAAAGGAACGGAAAUCAAGUCGGAGAGUCGUUGGUAUCGAGGUCCGGAGUUCCUGUAUAAAGACGUGUCAGAGUGGCCGAAGCAGAAACGUCCGGUGGUGGAGGUUCAAGAAGAACUACGCGCAAGCGUGCUGCUGCAUCAUAUUCUUUUGCCUGAGGGGUUGAUGGAGAGGAUGCAGCAUAUUUCUCGGUGGACGGUGAUGGUGCGAACGGUAGCAGUAGUGUUCCGUUUUGUGUCCAACUGUCGUCGUCGGAUCAAAAAGAUGCCGAUCGAAGCGUUGCCGAUUGAUGCUAAGCAAGCUGGACGUAUAGCGUUUGCAGCAGUUGAGGUACCGUUGCGGCAGGAAGAAUAUAUGUCUGCCGAAUCGUUGCUGUGGAGGAUAGUGCAAGCAGAGGAGUUCGCGGACGAGGUGAAGACACUCAUGAAGAAUCGGGAUUCAUCUGUAGCUCAAGAUUUACCACUGGAAAAGUCGAGUCCGAUUUAUCGCUUAUCACCAUUUCUGGAUGAAGAAGGAAUUGUGCGGAUGGAAGGUCGGACCGAGGCGGCUGACUACGUGGCGUUUGAUGCGAGGUUCCCGAUCAUUCUGCCGAAAGAUCACGUGGUGACCAAGAGACUGGUGCAACAUUAUCAUCGACAAUAUGGCCACGGUAGCAGGGAAACGGUAGUGAAUGAAAUUCGGCAGCGAUACUACAUACCUUGUCUACGCGUGUUGGUGGAGCAAGUGAUGCGGGAGUGCAUGUGGUGCAAGAUCCGGAAGGCAAAACCAACUGUGCCCAGGAUGGCACCACUACCCGAACAGCGAUUGGCUGCGAAGAUCGAUCCGUUUUCAAACGUGGGCAUCGAUUAUUUCGGACCGCUAGAAGUGACCGUUGGAAGAAGGAAGGAGAAAAGAUGGGUGGCACUGUUCACGUGCUUAACUGUCAGAGCGGUGCACUUGGAGGUGGCGUACAGCCUGACGACGGAGUCGUGCAAAAUGGCGAUUAGGAGGUUUGUGAAGCGACGUGGCAGUCCGAUUGAGAUCUUCUCGGACAACGGUACGAAUUUCGUCGGUGCCAAUCGAGAUCUGGUGAAGGAGAUCAACGUUGCCUGUGCGGACACGUUCACUGGUGCAAGGACCCGUUGGACGUUUAACCCACCUUCAGCGCCACAUAUGGGGGGCGCUUGGGAGAGAAUGGUACGCUCGGUGAAAGAGGCACUGCAUGUCUUCACGGAUGGUCGGAAGCUGACGGAUGAGAUCCUGCAGACUGCACUGAUCGAGGCUGAGAACCUGGUCAACUCACGUCCACUUACGUACGUGUCAACCAACGUGAAGGAAGACAAAGAAGCGCUAACACCAAAUCACUUCCUGCGUGGUCGAUCGUCGGCCGAAUGUCUACCGUCGAGGAUUCCGGUGGAUUUGGCUGAUACGUUGCGGAGCAGCUAUAGUCGAGCGCAGCAGUUAGCGGAUGGAUUUUGGGAUCGUUGGCAGCGGGAGUAUCUGCCGACCCUGAACAGACGGUCGAAGUGGUACUUGGACCAUCGAAAAGUGGCGAUAGGAGACCUGGUGUUUGUGGCUGAUGGCGAAAAGCGGAAUACCUGGGAGCGAGGCCUAGUGACGCAAGUGUUCGUUGGCAGUGAUGGGAGAAUCCGCUCAGCGUCCGUGCAGACCAGCCGGGGUGAGAAGCUGCGACCAGUAUCGAAGUUAGCGGUUUUGGAGAUUGAGGUGGAAAAUAGUAAUCCCCGUACUGUUCCCGAGUGAAUCAGCGACAGGGUUUACGGGUGGGGGAAUGUUACCGUUGGUAAAAACGAGCACCCGGUUGCGAAAGGGUUGCGGUCGGUGAAAGUGAACACCCAGUUGCGAAUGGGCGAAUACCGUGAACGCCCCGUCCACUGACAGUUCUCGACGGCUGAUGAAGAUGACCUAAAUGAAUGGCACACAUACAUGCGCAUGCAGCUGAUCGCGCAGUGGGAUCAGCCAUCGUAAUUUGUUAUUGUUGACACUGAAGAUCGAAACGAGAUGGUGAAAUUCUCAUCUUUUAAUUUAGUGAAGUGAAUUUGUCUGUCCACUUGUAGUUAAUUAGCAAAAUAAGUGUGAAGUCAAUUUUAUUUCGUCAGCUGAUUGUUGGUCGAUAUUAGGUUUGCUCGUUCAUGAUAUUUUGUGCUACUUACCGU
Ochlerotatus camptorhynchus is the source of this 2429-nucleotide messenger RNA. RefSeq lists its product as uncharacterized. The coding region runs from base 28 to 2016 and encodes 662 amino acids. The record is from RefSeq and is a predicted model, not a curated record. The transcript is spliced from 2 exons. Gene Ontology annotation, biological process: DNA integration. Gene Ontology annotation, molecular function: nucleic acid binding. Lineage: Eukaryota; Metazoa; Arthropoda; Insecta; Diptera; Culicidae.